ACCACUUGCCCGCGCUUCUGUGUGCACGUCAGUCUCUCAUUUACUCAUUUUUGAACAUUCAAAAACACAAAAAUACCUCCUCUCCUUCCUUUCUCUCUCUUCUAACGGACCUUUCUCUCUCCGUCGCCGCCCUCCGCCUCCGUCCUCCGACCUCCGCCGUUUUUCUCAGUCUACUUUUUGAUUAAGAUCCGGCGGACACGCAGAAUGCGUGUUUGUAACUGAGAUCAAUGUAUGAACUGGGGCGGAGAUCUUCAAAGCAAGCAACCGGCACGCCGAUAAAGAAAUUAUUAGCUGAAGAGAUGUCUAGAGAUGCUGAAUUUAAAAAGAAGUCGCCGGGUGUUAUUGCCCGAUUGAUGGGCUUCGACGGGUUGCCACCUCAUCAGCUGUCUCACAAACAACCAAAGAGCUCGUCUCAUAACUAUGUACAGAGGGCAGCAAUAUCUGAAAAGUCUCAGAAGAGUAGCACAUCGUGUAGCCGCCGCUCAUCGAGGAAGAGCUCGAAGGAGGAACAAGAAUUUAAAGAUGUGUUUGAAGUUUUGGAUACAGGAAAAAUGGAGAUGAAUAGUUCCUCACGGCGGGUAACUGGUAGCAGAAUCCACAGUGAAGCUGAGAUGGCAUUUGUUAAGAAGAAGUUCUUGGAUGUCGGGCGUCUUUCGACGGAGGGAAGUUUUCAUGAUUCGAGAGAGUUUCAUGUUGCUGUUGAUGAUUUAGAGUCCAACAACGAUCUUCUGCUGAAAUACCUUGAGCAGCCUAAUUCAUUGUUCACAAAGCAUCUGCACGAUUUGCGGGCAACCCCUACCUCACCUCAUUGUGGUCGUGUAUCGGUUAUGAAGUCAUCGCGUGAACCAGAGCGCGAAGGAAAUGGUCUAGGGUACAAUCGUGAUACAGAAACCGCGUGGAAGAAUUUUAGGAAAAAUCAUAGUGAUCCUCUCGGUCAGCCCUACUGUAAAUAUGCUGUUGAAGAUCAACUUAAGUCACAGAAAAAUGAGUCUUCUGUAACUCCUACAAGGAUUGUUGUGCUGAAACCAAACUUUGGUAAAUCGCAGAAUGCUAGCGCGGAACUUUCAAGCAUUAACGGGGAGGCAAAAACAUGUGGAAACGAUAGGUUUCAGAAUGAUGCAUUGCUUCCAAGAUAUAAGUCUAGAGAGUCUAGAGAAAUAGCUAAGGAGAUCACCAGGCAAAUGAGAAGUAGUCUAGAAGAUGGUUCUCUAAAGUUCUCAACUUCCGGGUUUAGAGGAUAUGCUGGAGAUGAGAGUUCAUCAAACAGGUCUGACAAUGAAUCAGCUAAUGAAUUAGAUGUGCCCGCAGCGAUUUCUAGGAAUGCUAGUGGCCGAAUCAACCGAUAUAGGCCUUCGCCAUCUCGCUCUGCUGAAUCAUCUGUGAGCAGGGAGGCUAGGAAGAGACUCUCAGAAAGGUGGAAAAUUACUCACAGGUCAUUUGAUAUGGGCGUUGGCCGUAACAGUAGCACUCUAGGUGAAAUGCUUGCUACGCCUGAUAUUGAGGGGAGGCCAGCUGAAAAAUAUAUAGGCCAUGAUAGACCAGCAGGAUGGGUUGAACCUUUGGGUAUUUGCAGUAGGGAUGGUUGGAAGGAUGAACAUGUUCGCACUCUUUCUAGAUCUAAGUCUGUUCCUGCUUCAUUUACUAAUAAUGGCAGUCCGAGAACAGGCAUGCGCAGGGAGACUCGUUACAACGACAGUUAUCUACUGAAAGAAGUGACGCAAAAGCCGAGAAUUAAGUCAGUAAAGAGUAAUUUUAAUCAGCGAGAAGCUUCAUCUUCUAGAAAGUCAAGGUCACAUAUUAGGAGAUCUCAUUUCUUUGAAGACAGUUGGAGUGAUUGUAGUAGUUUGUCUCCACAAAAGAAUAUCCGGGAGGUGUCUACACAACAUCAUUUGGUUUCCAAGCCAUCUGAUAUUGUCCUUACAGAUGCAAAUUUAAUAUCUGAAACUGUGGUGGAUUCGACAACUGACCGAGAAAUAGUGGGUGAUCCCUCUUCUGGAGAACCAGAUGUCUUAAGUUCGCAGGAACUGUCAAAUGCGGCACAUGAGGAAGGCUCAGUUCCUGUGCAGCAUUCUGCAGCUGUGCUAGAAUCUCUGGAAAGCUCUAAAGAAGCUGAGCAGCCAAGUCCUGUUUCAGUUCUGGAAACUCCAUUUCCAGAUGAUAUAUCUUCUAGUUCGGAAUGCUUCGAGAGUCUUUCUGCUGACCUACAAGGCCUUCGAAUGCAGCUUCAGCUACUAAAAUUGGAGUCAGAAGCAUAUGAAGAGGGAACCAUGCUCAUCUCAAGUGAUGAAGAAGUUGAAGAAGGCUUUCUCGGAUUCUACGAAGAGGAAGGAAAAGUUGAAGAGAGCAGAGAAUUUUCAUAUGUAGUUGAUGUAUUACUAGAAUCCGGUAUCAGUGAUGCUGAUCCUGAUACCUUCAUGGCAUCAUGUCAUUCUUCAGAAUAUCCAGUGAAUUCCCUUGUAUUUGAAGCCCUGGAGAAGAAGCAUCUCAGUCUAAACUCUUGGCCAAGGUCUGAAAGGAAAUUGCUAUUUGACCGAGUAAAUUCAGCUCUACAGGGAGUUUACCAACAAUUAGCGGAUCCACAUCCUUGGGUGAUGCCUACAAGAGCAAUGGUUCCCAAAUGGAGUAAUCUUGGUCUUAAGGAUGGCAUCCGUAAGUUGCUUGCUAACCAAGACAAGCAAACAACCAAGGUCGAAGUAGAGAAUGAUCUGGUAACUGACUCAGAGUGGUUGGAGUCGAAAGGCGAUAUUGAUGCAGUCGGUAGAGACAUUGAGAGAUUGCUGAUAGAAGAAUUACUAAAAGAGAUUGUAGCAGUAUAGAGACUUAGGAUGCCAAAGUAUAUACAGAAAUGAAAAAAAUGAAGCAAUGCAAUGUCAUAUCUUUAGUAGAUUACUAUUAAAUUUGGUAUAAUUCCUAACUCGAUAAACUCCAGAACGCUGAUCAUGGAAAGCGCUGCGCUGAGCAAGAAUGAGCUUGAAUCUAUAAGCCCGAGUCUGUAUCCAAGUAGAAGUUUGACACUGCCCAAGCCGGCUUGGCCUUGGCAAUUUCUACAGGUAUUCAAAUGCAGUACCAGUAACUAAAUAUGUUCUGAUGCUUAAGCUGUUUAAUAUGCAGCUAUUUAGACAAACGAUUUUACAUCAAUCAAGUCUUCUGGCCCUUCUA
Mercurialis annua (annual mercury) is the source of this 3159-nucleotide messenger RNA. RefSeq lists its product as uncharacterized. The transcript is spliced from 4 exons. Lineage: Eukaryota; Viridiplantae; Streptophyta; Magnoliopsida; Malpighiales; Euphorbiaceae. The coding region runs from base 228 to 2816 and encodes 862 amino acids. The record is from RefSeq and is a predicted model, not a curated record.